This is a messenger RNA of Geodia barretti, 210 nucleotides long. The record is from the annotation of a GenBank genome assembly. Lineage: Eukaryota; Metazoa; Porifera; Demospongiae; Tetractinellida; Geodiidae.
CAUCGGCCUGCAGCCAAGAGAGCUCUACUAUCUUUUCAACGAAAAAACUCUGCAGGCGCAAACCCUCACUACUUGCACAGUAAUACAGCGAUGUCUCACGUGAUACUGAUUCCGUUCGUCAUUUGGGCCGUAGUGUGGAUCCGUAGCAGCUCGGCAGUGGUUGUAGCGAACACAAGUGAGCCGUCGUGUACCGUUUUCGCUGCGAGGUGG